GCUCCUCAUCCUUUCCCUCUCUCGAGACUCCGACAAGCCGCCUCCAUCUCCGCAAUCGAUCAUGACGCCGGCGACCGCCAGGCCGCCUUCCUCAUCCUCUCCUCCUCCACUUGGAUCCAAUCGGCGACCGCUAUUGCUCCUCCGCCUGAUGUCUCGGAUGUUCGACAAUCAUCACCAUUGUUGCCAUGUCGAGGAUUUCAGGUCUCGCAUUCUCUGUUGCAAUGAUCUUGGAGCAUGGGGAUUUCUCUCGGUGACGAGGGAUUCAUGGCUUUUUAUCUCUUUUGAGCCUGCCAACCCCUGCAACUUCAUUUUGUUCAACAACAUCUUACACUUCGCAUGUAUUCCCACUGCAAACAUUGACAGAGAACAUAAAGUAGAAGAAGCACUUUUGGCAUUUGACGCAGAAGAAAAAAGAUGUGCAGAGUUGAAUGACUCUGGAGAAAAUUCAUCUGAUGAAAUUUCAGCUUAUAAGGCAGACUUCUUAAAAAGAAAAUGUAUGCUUGUGGAUUAGCUUGUUGAGAUUUCUGAACAGUCUUCUUGACAUGAAUAUCAGACGGGCAAAAAAAUGAGUACUUGACUUAGCACGAGAUGAUGACACAAUGUUCUUCUCCUCAGAAACUGGCUCACCUCUUUCUGCUGCUGCAUCAUCAAAUAUUAUGUUGAAUAGCACUGUAAAGAAGUUCAUGUGCAUUGUUGAAGUAAGUGAUUCUUCUCUUGAAAUGUGUUGCACUACUUAGUUAGUAAUUACUGUAGUAACUACUGAAAGAAAGGUUUUAUUAAUAGUUGACCAAACAUUUUGAUUUUUUACUUGUAAACCACAAAAUAUAUGUCAUGUGUAAUGUAAUCUAUUGAAUUCUCUUUAGCAUGAUUAUUUACUUCAUUUCUCAUGUGACUAGGUAAUGGAUGUUUUACUUCACAUACAGAUAAGGAGCUAACUUUUGUAACUGCAGUGCAAUGAUCUUCUUAUAAUUGACUUAUUCUGUGUAUUUCCUUGGAAUGGACGUCUCCUGAUAUUUUGUGAUAAAA
Messenger RNA from Dioscorea cayenensis subsp. rotundata (Guinea yam), 1026 nucleotides. RefSeq lists its product as uncharacterized. The transcript has 4 exons. The record is from RefSeq and is a predicted model, not a curated record. Lineage: Eukaryota; Viridiplantae; Streptophyta; Magnoliopsida; Dioscoreales; Dioscoreaceae. The coding region runs from base 62 to 511 and encodes 149 amino acids.